UUAAAAAUAAAUGUAUUGGAAAUGCCUAAAGAUGUAGCCUAGAACACAGGAAUAAGUAAAGUCAAGUACGCCAGUAAUGCUACACUAUCCACUGAUCUGAGAGCACAUCAGGAGGAGUCUCUGACCAAGCGACAGCUAACGAUUGCUAAGUUUCUUACUAUGCACUCUGCUUGCUUUUGGUUUCAGAUUCCUCUAUUCUUUAAUCUUCACAAGGUUUUAAAUGUGCGCCCUCCUCUUGUAGUGUACAGACUCAAUUAUUAAAACAAAACAAAACAUCAACUUAAUAAAAUAAGAUAGAUGAAUAGCAUGAUGAGAAAAAUCUAUGUUUUUCCAAUACUUUUUGAAGGACUCAAGUAAGAGCGAUAGGUGGAAAAAACCUGCCCUCCAUACUUAAUGAUUGUUUCCUGGAUUUUGUAACGAUCUUUACAGUUUUGAAUGACAUUUAAGCUUUUUGAAAAUUCGAUGGCAUUAAUUUAGUAAACCUGAAUGACACAGUAUGGCUGUCAGGUACAGACCCUGUAUUGAUAUAUGAUGUGAUUGCUGUUAUUGUUUUUGGCACUCAUUGCUAUUGGAUCAAUCUGUAAAUGGGCAGCCUUUCAAAUUCAGUUAUCAAAAUCGGUAGCAGGAAAUACGAACCUCUCUAAUUUGAAAUGAACUUCUAUGGAUAACUUAAUUGAUGAUAAGGAGUUAAGGGAAUCAGCGCCAUAACAUUUUCACAAAGUUGUGGAGCCGGAACUCAAAGUCAAUGUUUAUCAGUGCACUGGGUACCCUUUUCCUCCCUGUCACACCAAACUUCAUUAUCAUCUUCAGUGGGUAGUGAGUGAAAAAUAACAGUCAUACUUGAUCUGAUCACUAUUUCACAUCCUGGCGCAAAAGCCAGGGAGUGGACUUGACCCGCCUGAUCAGUAACAGUACAGCGUUAGCUAAUAAAGAGCAUGCAGCACCAGUUCACCGAAGGCCUGUCAUAAUCCUUUUUUGAAAUAUGUUAAAACCAGGCGUGAAUUUCAAGGCUGUCUGAGACAUUCUUUAUUGUCGCAUAAAAACUCAGAUGUGAUCUGAGGAUGCGACAGUCGCCACUCGAGCUCCUACAAAACAAGUCGAACGGCUGCAACAGCUGCUUCUUUGUAAAGGAAAAGACCAACCCAGAGUUUUAAGCAAUAUGAGAGCAUCGUCUUACACCCAGAAGAGCCUGCAGGUUAGUGGCUCAAACAGCAGGGUGAGGGUCCAGAGCCCGUCUCCUUCCCGUUGCCGUGGAUCAUCUUAUGACAGCCGUGGCCGCUCUGGUUUUAAAGGCACUGCCGUCGAGUUGGGAACAGAGAUCCACCAGCAACAUGCCAACGAGAAAGAGGAAAUGCAGGAGCUCAAUGUCAAGUUCGCUGGAUACAUCGAGAAGGUCCAGGCACUGGAGCAGAGAAAUGCUGCCCUUCAAGCUGAGCUGACUGCACUGCAGGGCCGCUACAAGGGAGGCCCCACAGGCAUCGGAGAGGAAUACGAGCUCAGGUUCAAAGAGGUGCGGGAGCUGAUUGAGUCGCUGACUAAUGAGAAAGGAGCAGCUGAUAUUGAGCGGGGCUACAUCGAAGAAGAGGUCGAAGUGUGGAAACUAAAGCUGGAGGAAGAGCUGACUCUCAAAGAAGAGGCAGAGAUGAUCCUGAGGGAGUUUCGCCAGGAUGUCGACAACGCUACACUGCAGAAGGCUGAGCUGGAGAAGCGUAUAGAGCAACUGGUGGCCGAGAUAGAGUUCCUCAAGAAGCUGCACGAUGAAGAGGUGGCUGACAUCAUGAAGCAGAUCGAGGACUCAAAGAUUACUGCAGAGCUGGAUGGUGAUCGGCCCGACCUGGCUGCUUACUUGCGCAACAUGCGUGCAGAGAUCGAGGCUGUUGCUGCCCGCAACGUCCAGGAAGCAGAGAAGUGGUACAAAAGCAAGUUUGACACCCUCAAAGAGCACGCCGGCAAACAUGAGGAGCAUAUGAAGACCAUGAAAGACGAGAUCUCGACCUUCCACAACCAAGUGACGGACCUGCAGAACCAGAUCGACGGGCUGAGGGCUCGUAACGCUGCUCUGGAGCAGCAGCUGGAGGACAUGGAGAUGUCCCACAUGGAUAAGGUGGAGACACUCGAGGGUGUCAUCGCUCAGCUGGAGGCCCAGCUCUGCGAAACCAAGCUGGAGAUGACCAAGUAUCUACAAGACUACCAGGAACUGCUGCACAUUAAGCUCAAGCUGGAUGCAGAGAUCGCCACCUACAGGAAGCUGCUGGAAGGGGAGGAGGUGAGGCUGGGAAUCGCCAAAGAUGCCUGAUGCCUGGAUGAAGAGUCAACAAGGUCAAUGGAGAAGACGAGCAGAGCAUCAGGGAGAGGAGUGAUCAGCUAAUUCUACUUAAGAAGACUCAAAAUUCUUCCCCAUCUUUCUAAUUCUUUCCCUAAUUGACCCUCUUUCCUCUAACGGCUGUGUAUUGUUUGAAAUGUUUUGAUUAAGUACCUGAUUUUACAUAUACAUUACAGCACAGAGAUAAGAACACAAACAAGACUUGAAAUGAAAUCAAACCAGUCUUUAGAGUAUUUGACCAAAGUACUCUUUGACAAACAUUUAUUGCCACCUUUUAUGUAAUUGACAGUCUUGGAUACUUGGUGCUAUAGACGUAUUUUUCCUGGUACUGAAAAAGUAUCGAGGUUUGAUGCCCAGCCCUACUACCCUGUUACUUACCUCACCUGACCCCAUUACCCUUAUGUCUUUGCUGUCAAUGCUUGAUGCUUCCCAAUUCUUCUUAGUUCAAAUUUUACAUCAUUUCAAGAUGACCUUCUUGCUGCUUCCUUCCUUUCCUAGCCAGCUGCACCCUGUCACUGUCAUUCAUCUUCAGUACACUUCCUAUCGGGUUCUAUCACAGCCCUCGGGUCUCCUCUGUAAUUCACCUCCCCUUUCACGCCGGGCCAAACCAAGCCCUCUGCGACUGCUUCUUAUUUAUGAUGACUUUCAAAUCUCAAUUCCUUUUACUAAACACACGUUUGUCCUUUAAACAACACAAAUAAACGCAGAUAAAUAUCAGUAUUGCGACUGGUCUACUGUUCCACUUGAUUAUUACAAAUGUUUAGAAGAAAGAUGACUAUCACCUAUUACACUAAUGUUGACCGACUGUAACUUAAUAAAGAUUGA
Labrus bergylta (ballan wrasse) is the source of this 3148-nucleotide messenger RNA. Lineage: Eukaryota; Metazoa; Chordata; Actinopteri; Labriformes; Labridae. The record is from RefSeq and is a predicted model, not a curated record.